AUGAAGGAUAACAUCAACUUACUGGUAACACAAUGCAUAGAAAUGUUAGGCCAAGAACACCAUAUUAGGCUGGUAUAUGCUCUUCAAACAUUUAGUGCACUUUUGACAACAAUGUAUCAAAGAGCUGCUCAGGAUUCAAACAUAAACAUAAGAUUUAUUUUACUUGACAAUGACAAUUGUAAAAUGCAGAAAUUAUUAGAGCAUUGCAGCAAUAUUCUGUCAGGUGAUGUCCCAGACAGUCUUAAGUCUAUGGUAUUAAAACUACUUUUAGUUGUAGCUACAGGCGUUGACAAUAUUGAUGACAACCCACUUGUAGAAUACUUAAUGUUAAAUUCCCUUUUUGAACCACUAAUACAGUUAUUGUGUACUUCUACGGAGAGACAGCAACAUGGUUAUGAUGUAGUGCUGUUGCUAAUGUUUUUGGUCAACUACAAGAAACAGGAGUCAGCUAAUCCAUAUGUGGUUAAGCUUUCUAUUCUUGAUGAUGAAUUGGCUCUCAAUGGAUAUGGUCAAGUUAUUACAGCUGCUCUAAAUGACUAUGUUAUGUCAACAUUUGGAGGUAUGCAAGGCGGUGGCAAUGGCAGUGGUUGGCUCUCUUCCCUUACAAGUAUGGUUGGUGGGAUAUUUCUUACCAGCGAUGACACACAGCCAGUUAUUCGAGGGCAAAGACCCAGCGGCGGCGAGGAGGGCAUGCUGCUUGCCCUAUACGAGGCGGCACACUUGAAUCGCAACUUCAUGACGACUUUAGCGCAUUCAUCGUCGGCAGCCGCCUCUUCCGCCCCACCGUCCCCGCCGGCCACCUUACCGCCACAUCAGACUCCACCGAAUUUAGCGCAAAUUCAAGCGCUCGACAGUGACCAACCAACCAACCUCUUGGUAACAUUCUUCCAAUAUUGUUCCGUGGUCAUGGCGGACAGGAAGACCGAAGCGAGUAUAAACAAAUGCAGCUUAUGUUUUAUCACCUUGACCUGCAUUGUUGAGGAGCAAUUUGCCAACUCCAUUAUGCACGACCAAAAUUUAACUUUUAAGGUUCAACUGUACAGGCUACCGAUGCGGCACAGGAAAAUAGUACCAGAAGAGCCGCCGUCGCAGCCACUGGCUUCUACCCUAAUAGACCUGCUCGUUGAGUUCAUGAUGUGCCACCUGCUGAAGAAGUUCCCCGGCGAGCUGUACUCCCUGUGCAUCGGAGUUUUGCUCCGGCUGCUGAGCUACCAGAAGCGCAGCCGGGUGCGGCUGGCGCGCGACUGGCGCCCCCUCUGGGCGGCGCUGAUCGCCCUGCUCAAGUUCCUCGUCACCAACGAGACGGCUCUGCUCCGCAGGCACAACAUCUUCGUGAUGGCCCAGCAGGUUGUGAACAUCUUCAACCUGUUUAUAACGUUCGGCGACACGUUCCUGCCGACGCCUGUGUCCUACGACCAGCUUUAUUACGAGCUGAUACGGAUGCACCAGGUCUUCAACAAUAUCUUCUUUAUGGCACUGCGCUACUCCACCGGUGACGGGGAGUACAAAGCGGAGGCGCUCCGCCUGGCCAAUUGUCUGGUAAACGUACGCGCCAUCAUACAGCACUUCCCGCCGAAGAUCGACGCCUGGCUCAACUCGCAGAGCCUCUCCACGCCCACCGAAGAUCAGAUACUGGAGGUGGUGCGCCAGAACUACGACAGUCUGAUACUGAAGCUGCAGGAGGGGCUGGAGGCGUACGAGAGGUACUGUGAGCGCGAGCACAGGGUGCUGCUGGCGAGGCUGGUGCGCGCCGCGGCCGGCUGCGCCAGGGCCUCCAGCGACGCGGCCGCGCUGCACCGCCACUCGGCGGCGCUCCUCUCCCACUACACCUCCGCCGCA
Molecule: messenger RNA, 1839 nt
Organism: Iphiclides podalirius (scarce swallowtail)
Lineage: Eukaryota; Metazoa; Arthropoda; Insecta; Lepidoptera; Papilionidae
Source: the annotation of a GenBank genome assembly